UAUAUCCUGUCAGAUACGCAGUUAUUAAAUGAAUCUUUGAAUAGACCUUAUGCUCACCGACUCAAGUUUAACAAAUAUACUCGUUGUGGUAAACAGAUAUAUAAAAAAAAAGUUGACACGAUUGAGAAAGGUUAUCUGAUUGCAAUCUAAUUCUUGUUGUAGAGUGGCGUAUCGCAAAUACGCUAUAGAGUGUAUAACCAACACUGUAAUAGAGAAAAUCUUGUAAAAUAUUUGAAAUGUGCACCCAACUAUGAUGCCUCCAACGAUAUUUUGAUGAGAGCAUAUACGAACUUGAUAUCAGCCAAUAUACCGGCCUUAUGGCGAGUCGUUUCCGAGUCAACAGAACCGGGAAAAGAAAUAACAUUAGAAUUAUGGGUGUUUUGGUUUGAUGAGAGACACACUGGAAAAAUUGACGCGAACGAUGACUUGUAUGCUUUAGAUGAAACCAAAGUUGGAUCGUUUACAUGGGAAAAUGCGUACAGCAAGAUUCAAUCCCCAACAGCUUCCCCUAUUGCUUCUUCAGCUCAAUCAAAUUCUAGUACACCUGUAACAGUUUCUGAUGAAUAUAGAAUGUUUGUAAAAUCCAUUCGAAAUCUUGUGCAUGUACAAAUGAAGGGAAAAGGCGCAUUUCCUUUGGGCGAAUUUUAUAUAUUCCCAAAUAGUGAUCAGGAUGUUAUUGGAGAGGACAAAACUAGCCAGUCCAAUUUAUUAAAUAUGGCCACUUCUUUGCUUUGUUGUUCUUACAAUAUUUAUUUGGCUAGCACCAACCUGAUCUUUCAGCCCAGCACACGUCGGAUGAGAAUCAGGCCGAUUACACUCCAAACUAUCCGUAACCGAGGAAAGAAAGUGAUCAUCAGUCCAUCGGGUGAAACGGUUUAUAUUGCCACCAACAAUUAUUCUUUACCUCAACAAAUGGAAGAAAACAUAUUAAAGAAAUGGUCGUUAUUAUUAGAUAUACCCUAUACCAACCUAAUUCAACCUACACAGCGAGACAAGCAACAAAAGAAACAGAAUGAACCCUCUCAAGAAAAGUCCAUACCGAAUUUAGUGGCAAUAAAGAUUUCGGCCUUAGACGAGACAUUUUUAUAUCCAGCACGUUUAAUCUUUAUAUCCUCCUCAUCCAAACUAUCACCGACCGCCAUGGCCGGAGUCAACGGGUUAUUUGGAUUUAAUCAAGGAUUUACCGAGGAUUUGGGAGAUAAAUGGCAUCGUUGGGCAUGGAGCGAAAAGAUUUCAAAUUAUUGGGAGUAUGCGUGUCCCAGGGACACAACCACCACGACCGUACUCGAUACCUUGUCUCAAGAGAAUAACAGCAACAGCAUGAUCAAUUUGCUACAAAAGGCAAUUAAUGAACCUGUCAUCGCCAGUCCCUUGAUGGCAACCAAAUCGGUUGCUACGCCAGGUUCUGCUACCUGUCAACGAAACGAUACGAAUAUCAGCAUGACACCUACAUCCUCCGUAAACGAGGAUGACGAUCCCAUGACGCAAUCGUAUCAACAACCGCAACAUCAGUUACAGCAGAGGUCAAAGGCAAGAUACCAGUCUGGAUUAUCGCUUGUGGAUUUCGCCAUGACCCAUUUUGCGAUGCCGAAUAGUAAUAUGGACGAUUUUCCUGAAUAUCCCGAGUUAAUGCACGAUAAUACAACGAACACACCUACACUGCAGCACCCUACCAUUAAAAUGAAUGAAAAUGGACAACAAAACCAAAAAAUGAACCAUGCAUUAAUAAAUUCAAAUAGUAUUCAUGUAAAUAAGAGCAUGCUAAAUAUUUCCAAUGAUAAUGCCAUGACCAGUGCCUCGAAUACAGCAAGUAACUCCACGUACCAGUCACCACAGAUCCCUAAUCUUGAAUUGGAGGCCUUUGGGAUCGUAGAGAAUAUGGAUGUCGAUAAUAUGGUACUGGAUAUACCCAAUCAAUGGGCGGGGGACGGUAUGGACGACCUGGAUAGUUUUGAUUUCGGAGUAACGGAAGAAGAUUUUGACUUUUUUGAGUCUGGACCAGCACCUGCGCCCGCCGCACCACCUGCACAUUUAACGGCUGUAGAACCAGAGCAUACGUUUGCAGAGAACGAUUUGAUGCUAAAUAAUUUGAUCAAGCAAGAAGCACCCUUUGAUAAUUUCGAGACGAAACAGCUUGCUAGCUUGAAUGAAAAACAACAACAACAUAUUUUGGACACGGAUAUGGAUGAAUCGCAUGAUUCAUCUGUGACACCGCUGGAAGUGGGUUUGGCAACGCAGCAUGAUCAUUUUAGUUUUGAACAACAAGAACAUGUGGCGAGUUUACAGAAGCAACAUGAACAUCAUCAAAUGUUUGUCCCACCUCAAUUUGCACCAGUGAAAAUGGAGUUUGCAGUCAAUGAUGCUAAAUACAUUAAUGGGGGUAAAUUUACGUAUACACCGGACACACCCAAAACAAAGAGAAGAGGCAGCGAUUAUCAACCAGACUAUAUUCCAUUGGUGCGUAAAAAGAAGUCGGAAAGAAGAAAAUCGUCCAAGUUGUUACAGGACACGAUCCAGAACGACAAUAAGUCGCUGUCGAUUAUUGAGGAUGCGCAUGCUUCCACACACAGUUUAUCUUCGACGUCGGUGAGCAGUACGGAAGAGAGUUCGACGGAAGACGAGGAGUAUUCUGAAAAUGAAAGCGAGGAUGAAGCGAGUCGAGUGACGCGUACGUUCAAGGCAUUGUGUCGUGCACAAAACAAGUUUGUGGCCAAAUUGACGAGUUUAUCACCAUCGAUAUCAUUGAAAAAGAAGCUUUCGUUGGAAAAGAUGGUGAUGGAUUAUGACAGCCCUUUUGCGCGUACGAUUGCCAGUAGUGUGAUACGACUGGACCCGAAAAAAUAUCAGGAUUUAUACGCCAAUGAAGAUUUUCAAGCGUUGGAUUUUCUGUGCCAGCAAGUGGUGAUGGGCGGAUAUCCAUUUUCGGGCGGGAUCGAGUCCAUGUCGUCGAACGGAUUUGAGGCCAAUGAAGGCGAAUCGGCCAAAGUGGUUGUUGCAAGAAGAAGAAACUUAUUACAAAAGUUUAAUGGAGAUGUUGUUCAUAUUCCUUCAACACCCAGUGAUGUGGAUUAUAUGACACAAAAUUUUAAAAAUGUGUUAAGUGACAUAUUUUUCCAACGAAAGAGUACGGAUAUUAACGAUAUGUGCUUGGAUCAAUUACCUUUACCUGCAUCAGUUACUGUAAAAGGACCGUUAAAUGUGCAACAAUAUUACGAUUUAUCUGAAACAAAUCAAACGCAUUCGAAAUAUGGUAAAUACCAAGUGAAAAAACGGCGUCCAGCAGAGCCAAAUCUCGACACGUUACAGCCACCGAAUAUUACGAUCAGCCGACAAGAGGACUUGAUUGAAGGGUCUUCGAAAUUGAUCAUGCUUUGGGAAAAAUUACGAUUGGAGCCUUAUUCAUGUAAAAAACACAUCAAUUACUUUGUGGUGUAUCCCAAGAAUGAUACAGUGGAGAGUAACGUAUCCCAUUUCUUGAAAGGAUUAAGUACCUUGUAUGAAACAUGUCAAUUGGGCGUGCAUCAUCCGGGAAAUAUAAGUCAUUAUCGCAGAGGACUUGCUCCUGUUCCUCUACUUCCAAAAUACGAUGAUGAAUCCAUGGAUGAUCGACAGCUACGUAGUUACAUGGUAGAAUGUCAAAAUCUCGGGUCUGCGUUAGGAGGAGCGAUGGCGGAAAAUGUGCAUAUUGUGAUCUACCUAGUUAACCCGGCCUCGCACUUGAGCUCGAAUCUUGACCUGAGUCGAUGUUUUAGUAAGCUGACCAACGCGUUUAAUGCAGCUGCGAUGGGUACACGGACUACAGAGAAAACACGAGCGCGACUUGUUUUACAAUUAAUGCCGAUUGAACAUAUUUUACGGUCUACAUCAUUUGGUGGGUGUCUCAAAUUCGGAUUGAAGGAAAUUGCAUUUUCGGUGUACAGUAAGUGUCAUGCAGUUGUGGGCAGGCACCACACGAUAGCGGGCGUAGAGGAUACGAGACCGAUCACCGAAAUGUAUGCACCACCCUUUAUUCUGUCCAAGCCAAUGCCAACCACUAUCCCUUUUCAACUCAAGAAGGCUUUGAAUGCGUUUUCCACCAUUUUAGAGACACCAGCGGUGUUGCACAUGGGCUAUUGCUUUAGUUUUGAUAAACGUUGGAUGAUUAUUGUAUGGACCGAUAAUUGUGGUGAACUUGUAGAGUUUACGAUCCUCGAUAAUCAACGUUAUAGUCUUCCCUUGGUGAAUGUAUUUGAAGAAGCUUGGGCCAAAACCAAAGAUAUUGCUAAGCGAGCAGGAUUUGCUUGGACUUUUGUCAUUGCUAAAAUUGGACUUGUAUUUGAAGAAGAAUUGCAAGCAUGGAUUCAAUGUGUCUCGAAUGAAGAAAAGGUUGCGAUUGUCAGUCUUGAUAUGGAGUCUACAUUGUAUGUCAGCCCCACCUCGGAUACAUACAUGAAUGAUGCGUCCGCGAAUACGGCGGAAACACUUGGUACUAAUACACAUAAUAUGAUGAACGCUUCAGCCUCGUCGACUGCUGCUGCCGCUGCCGCUGCUGCUACGGCUGCAUCUGGCGGCGGGAGUAAGAAAAUGUUUGUUGAUGUAGACACAUAUGGAUCAGGACAAACGAAGGCGUUACUGUUAAAUCAUCGUGUGGCCUAUUCAAAUAAGAGAGAGCGCGCAUCUUAUGGUAUUCUUGACAUGGAUCCAAUUUCGCAAAUAGAAGAUUGGAUGAUACCCUUGGCAAGUGGUUAUAUGAUCCACACACCGCCAUCUACAGAGAAUCCUAAUAAUGAAUUAUUUAACUGCAAUCCACUUGUGAUAGAGAUACAUUUAGUUUAUAAUCAAACCAACCAUUCAGCUUAUAGUACGCUGAGAGAUAUUAUCAAGAAAUACCAUGCGUUAUCCUAUGUGAAUGUGAUGCCAUCCAAUAGUAAUUGUUUCCCUAUUCAUCUUGCACUUGUGGAAAGACUUUCUCGUAUAUUACUUGUUGUGAAUACAUAAUUUAUCUGAUUCCCUCCCGCCCUUUUUUUCACCACCUUCUCUUAUAUAUCUUUCAUUAUCAUUAUUAUUUUAACCUGUAACAUGUUUCCUUUUUUUAUUUUUCCCUUUUUAAACAAAAAAGAUCUAACCCUUCUGCAAUUCACAUCACAUACUUUUAUAUAUUAACUUAUUUAUUUAUUUCUUCUUCUUUUAUUAUAUAUAUACACAUCUCUACUUCUUCUUGUACAGUUUUUAAAUACAUGAUUUUUAUGAACGACAACUAAUUAAAAGAAAAAGAUAUAUUUAUGAAACAAGUAUG
This is a messenger RNA of Mucor mucedo, 5275 nucleotides long. RefSeq names its product mediator complex subunit 13 C-terminal-domain-containing protein. The transcript is spliced from 8 exons. Gene Ontology annotation, biological process: regulation of transcription by RNA polymerase II. The record is from RefSeq and is a predicted model, not a curated record. Gene Ontology annotation, molecular function: transcription coregulator activity. Lineage: Eukaryota; Fungi; Mucoromycota; Mucoromycetes; Mucorales; Mucoraceae. Gene Ontology annotation, cellular component: mediator complex. Bases 274 to 4977 code for a protein of 1567 amino acids.